AUAGCAUUAAAAUCCAUUUAGAUUUGCAUCAGUAAUAUUGAGAGUAUCAGGACUUAUAACCAGAGAGAGCGAACUAGGCUGUAGCCGACACUCAGUAUUCCUGAGCAAUAUCACACAGUACAAUUUAUUGUACAAGGAUACAAUGAAUCCUCAUUCUCUGAUCAGAAAAACUUUGUAUGGGAUGACUUUAACAAUGCUGCCGAUUUGUUUAUUAUCAUUUUACGUCACAGUUACAUCUGCGAGUGUUCACGGUGAGAGGUAUAUUGGUCCCGUUGUCAGGGUGAUGGGGAUCAUUGGUCAGCAGCAGUGUGUCCGGGAAUGUAGACACAGGCCCAAACUGUGUCGUGGAGUCAACUAUCGGAAACAGGAACUGCUGUGUGAACUUGUGUCGGCCAUCAACGAAACGGAACAAAAACCCGGCUAUGUUAGAAUUGAACUCGAUCAGAGUGCCAAUAUUACACAGCAUUGUAUGUCGUGCUCCGCUGACGAAAUGUGUAUUACGCUUUCCAGUAAAAAGGUCCACUGUAUUGCAGAUAGUGACAGUCCGGCGGAUUGUACAUCCCUUCACAACAAUAACUGUGGCCUACCUAGUGGACUAUACAGAAUAAAGCUACCGUUCCUAGGUCACGUGACAGCUUUCUGUGACAUGGAUACAGAUGGGGGCGGCUGGACAGUGUUUCAGAAACGACAGGAUGGUUCUAAAGAUUUUUAUAGAACAUGGACGGAGUACAAGAACGGAUUUGGAAAUUUGAGAUCUGAGUUUUGGCUCGGCAACGAAAACCUACACCACCUGCUGAGUCAGGGGACGUAUAAGAUGAGGAUGGACAUGGAGGACUUUGACAACCAGACACGUUACGUCAAGUACACCAGUUUUAACGUAGGAGACGAGUCUAGCAAGUACACAGUCACGUUGACAGGGUUUUCCGGGAACGUUGGGGACUGUUUCACAAAUGCAACCAUUGCUAAGGUUAUUAAUAACAUGAAGUUUUCCACAUGGGAUCAAGACAAUGAUCUUUUUACACGUAACUGUGCCGCCCAAUCGACAUCUGGAUGGUGGCACAACUCCUGUGCGAACCCUAACGGCCUGUAUCUGGCAGGGGAAACCACUCUCAACAAUCAAGGAGUAACUUAUCAUCCAUGGCGGGAUAAGUUCUAUUCGCUUAAGUCGACUCGCUUAAUGGUAAGACGAGUUGCCUAGACACUGGAUUACAUCAUCAAUAAUGAAGAUUGUUUUUCUCUUUAACAUAUUUUGUAUAAUUAACAGAUUUUGAUACGAUGAUUAAGCUUUGGGUUGUUUGGAGUAAAAUUGUCAUUCAUAUAAUGAACAAGACUCUUAUUAUUAUUCACAUGAGCUGCUAAUAUUGAUAGAUUGUGAUUUUCAAGAUAUGCAAAACAUUGUCUGAUAGUUUUUCUGAUUAUUACAAUGUUUAAAAUAUUAGUUAAUAUGUGGCGUG
Molecule: messenger RNA, 1454 nt
Organism: Magallana angulata
Lineage: Eukaryota; Metazoa; Mollusca; Bivalvia; Ostreida; Ostreidae
Product: microfibril-associated glycoprotein 4-like
Exons: 6
Coding region: 143-1198 (351 amino acids)
Source: RefSeq, a predicted model, not a curated record